AUGUUCCGUCACAGCAUUCGACGCUUUGGGACCACCGCUCUUCGGGCUGCGGCCGCAGAGUCCUACACCACCGGGGUAUCCACGGCGCAGGGUGUAGUCAAUGGACUUACAGAAGCUAUUGGAAACACUCCUCUCAUUCGGUUGAAGCGACUAUCCGAAGAAACUGGCUGCAAUGUCCUUGGCAAGGCCGAAUUCCAAAACCCCGGCGGAAGUGUGAAGGACCGUGCUGCACUGUUCGUGGUUGAAGAUGCUGAGAAGAAGGGACUGCUGCGCCCUGGCGGCACCGUCGUCGAGGGAACAGCUGGCAACACGGGAAUUGGCCUGGCCCAUGUCUGUCGCUCCAAGGGCUACAAGCUGGUCAUCUACAUGCCCAACACCCAGUCGCAGGGCAAGAUCGAUCUGCUCCGCUUGCUCGGUGCGGAGGUCUACCCUGUCCCGGCAGUGGCCUUUGACAAUCCCGAGAACUACAACCAUCAGGCACGCCGCCAUGCCGAGUCGCUGGACAAUGCCGUCUGGACCAACCAGUUCGACAACACCGCCAAUCGCCAAGCUCACAUUGAAACGACUGGUCCGGAGAUCUGGGCUCAGACGGGCGGAAAAGUUGAUGCUUUCACCUGUGCCACUGGUACUGGCGGCACGCUUGCUGGUAUCACUCGCUACCUCAAGACUACCAGUGAUGGCCGGGUCAAGAGUUUCCUGGCUGACCCCCCCGGCAGUGUCCUGCACAGCUACAUUCAGAGCGGUGGAAAGCUGAUCGACCGCUCCGGGGGCAGUAUCACCGAGGGUAUCGGCCAGGGACGUGUGACGGACAACCUGCAGCCCGAUAUCGAUCUUUUGGAUGGCUCGUUGAACAUUUCCGAUGAGAAGACCAUUGAGAUGGUCUAUCGCUGCCUGGAUGAGGAGGGUCUCUAUCUCGGGGCUAGCUCUGCAUUGAACGUGGUCGCUGCCAAGGAAGUGGCCGAGAAGCUCGGCAAGGGCAGCACGGUGGUGACGAUCCUCUGUGAUGGCGCUUACCGCUACGCUGAUCGGUUAUUCUCCAACACUUGGCUUCAGUCGAAGAACCUGCGGUCGGCCAUUCCCAAGCAUCUGGAGAAGUAUAUCGUGUUGCCGUGA
Penicillium daleae is the source of this 1113-nucleotide messenger RNA. RefSeq names its product cysteine synthase A. The record is from RefSeq and is a predicted model, not a curated record. Gene Ontology annotation, molecular function: cysteine synthase activity. The transcript has 2 exons. The coding region runs from base 1 to 1113 and encodes 370 amino acids. Lineage: Eukaryota; Fungi; Ascomycota; Eurotiomycetes; Eurotiales; Aspergillaceae. Gene Ontology annotation, cellular component: cytoplasm.